AAAAUUCCCUGUCCGUACGCUCACCACGAAAACCUCCUUUAGUGGGUGGCACCGGCGUCCUGCGCGCCUCUUAAUUGCGCACCACGCAUUAACAAGCGAUCACGGAUCACAGUUUCAUCACCAGUGGCUGCGGAUGACGCUGUCUCGAGGCGGAGAGUUUGCUUCGCGUCCCGCUAUUUACGGCGUCAAGUGUGAGAGAGGAAAGGUGGGCGCAGAGUCCCAAAGGUCCAGCUAAAGGGUGGCACCCUACGCAUCUCAUCCAGCUCCUGGACACCCGGUCCCGCGACCCACAGCGACAAGGUCUGCUCCUGCAGUCCGCACGCUUCUUGUGGCCGCUCACGAUUGUGACAUUUCUCUGCUGGGUAGGCUACUGGCAACAUGUGCGCCUGGAUGGUGUGAAGUGUGACACAUCGGCUUUGGGGUUUCAUUUCUCUCGGAUACGCCAAGUACCCGACGUUACGGCGCACCUUGUGUAGAGAACCAUGAGCACUGUGGAGGAGGAGCCGGAUCACAUGAUACCAUGAAGACAAGCCUGCAGGUCCUGCGCUGCCAGCUGCUGAGUGUUCUAGCAUUCCUAGCACUGUCAGUAGGACUGGUGUCAUCAGCACAGGAGCUGUACCUCAGCCACACAUCCCAGGACUCGGUCUCCAUGUCAGCCGCCCACAGGAGCCCUAUGGCUGCCCCCAAACCUCCCCUCCUGGACCUGCGCGAGGAUGAUGGCUCCAGUAGUGGGGCAUGGUCAUCCAAAGAAGGCACUCAACCCGCAAACACCAUACUCCCUGGUGUCAUCUUCCAACCUUUGGCCUUGCUUAACACAACCCAAACUUCCAGCCUUGCUCAUGACGAUCCUCCCAUUCAUUCUACAAAGACUGUCAGCCCAAACACUGUGAGCACUGAAAGUCAUGUGAAUCAGCCCCUGGAGCCAAGUUCUGAUUUUGUAAACCAAGGCCAGAUGCACAACUUGGUCUGGGUGCCUCAAGUCCGUAACCCAUUUACUGUCAGCACUAAUCAGGCCAGCAUCAGCCCUAAAUCUCCCAGCACAGCGGUCCCAAAUAUAGAUGUGGAACCUACUGCUAGACAGGCUCCAGGCCCUCUGGCUGUUAUGUCCAGCCCUGGGUCAAACAGAGGAGACACACUAAUUGCACACAAUGUAGACCAUCAGAAGUUGAGUGUGGAAGAGCACACCAACCCCAGCUGGCAGUAUGUUUCAGAUCUGCACCGCUCCUCCCUGACGUCCCUUUCCUCUUCAUCAAUGGAUGCUGACCCAGCAUUAGGCCAACUCAGGGAGCAUGCUUGGGGUGCCUCGGUGCGGACCGCACGCCACACCAUCACUCAGAGGGAGGUGCCUGCAGUGAACGAGAACCCCACUACUGAACUUGUUACAGUCAAAAGCCCACCAGAGAAUUUAACUUCGACUGCUUUCUCUCCAGCCCUUCCCACUGGACCCAGCCUCAACACACAGAAUCCAACAAUCAUCCCAAUCAACCACACUGCACCCAACGAGACCACCACUGAGGAGGGUAAUGGUCAGGUUGUUCAAGAUAACAGCACAGACAGUACCCCUCUGGGACCCUGGUUCGGGAAUGUAACUGCAUAUGUAGGGCUGCUCUCUAACAGCAGCUCGGUCGAGGAGGCGGCUGCUCAGGGGAACAGCUCGGAGCCCCUUUCCACAGACAGUAGGAAAUACCAGAACAGGCAGGUGCCUGCCACAACCCAGGACCCCUGGAUGCCCGGCAACAGCUCAGACCCCACCGCUAACUCCCCGCAGUCCCGCCUGACCAUCUGCUUCAGCAGGAUGGACAUUGUGUGGAUCGUGCUGGCCAUCAGUGUGCCUGUGUCCUCGUGUUCUGUGCUUUUGACGGUGUGCUGCAUGAGGAGGAAGAAGAAGUCGUCAAAUCAGGAGAACAACCUCAGCUACUGGAACAACGCCAUCACCAUGGACUACUUCAGCAGGCACGCUGUGGAGCUGCCCAGAGAGAUACACACUCUGGAGAGCGAGGAGCAUGACACCUGUCUACCCCCUAAUGGAGACUACAGCGGCAGCAGCGUGGUCCUGGUUAACCCUUUCUGCCAGGAGACCCUUUUCAUCAACAGAGACAAAGCCUCUGCCAUCUAGAGACAGAAAAAACACUGUUGGGUUCUCCUCUCCUACUCCCCCUGCUGUUGUUGUCUAUUUUAUAUAUGUGGUAAAUAUUCAGAGACUUUGAAUUUAUACUGUAUAUGAAAAAAACACAAAGAGCAACCAGAAAGAAGAGUGACGUUAAACAGACACUAUUUACUAUGAGAAUGCACCCGCAUAUUUUUCUGAUGUACAUUUUCUACAAAAAGCUUAAUUGUGAUAAAAGGUUUUUAUUGUCUUUAUAAAAUACAGAAUAUGUGUGGUUUUGUUUUCAUUACAGUGGCUUGAUGGUGAGUGCACUGUGGAGGUUGCCACAUGAAAUCUGCUUUAGCGAGAGAAACGUGCUAUGAAAACAUUUAAAGCUGUUCGUUGUCAUUUUAUUUUUCUUUUAAAGUCAAUCCCAAAAUACUUAUAGCCUGUUGAACUUGAAUAGAGCACCUAUGUACUUGGGGGGGUGGGGUGGUCAGGGCCCAUAUUUAUCAAACUGAGAAAUGAAGCAAAACUUAGAAGUACAAAAGUUAUUUAAUAAAAGUGAAGAAUAACACAUAUUUACUUACGACUUACUUCUACUUACAGCAAAGAGUAAGAGCAACUUUUAAUAGCAGCUCUAAAGUGAUCACAUGAUUAAUCACAUGAAUGCUCUGAGCAGGAAUAGCCAAUCAGAGACACAGAUUUGCUUUACUGUACAUCUGCUCCGUUGUUCAUUUUCCCCCCACUUUUAUUUUAACUCAGUGAUAUUAUAUUUUUACUAAAUGUUCUUUGUGUGAAAUCCUGAAAUUUUACAUUAAAAUUUUACUAUAAAAAAUAUGUUAUAGUACAUGAUUAUUAAUUUUAAUACAUUUUACUUAUAGAGUUCUUUUGUAGAUACCUAAAAAAAAAUGCUUAACUUGUGACAAACCCAAGAAAACUAAAACACAAUAAUACAGCAACACAGAGGAGGACAGAAUCACAAAUUAAACACUUAGAGCGCCUAUAAUGAAUAUUUUUAUAAUAACAAUAUAUCAAAUGACAAUGUGAAAGGGGUCACUCGUCGUGAUGAACCUGAAGGGAAUUACCCCCCAAUCUGCAGCUCCCUCGGCUUUACAGAGCGUUAUAAUAAGUUUCAGAUCAUUGUUGAGCAGUUCUGCCCACAACUUUAUUGUUCACUCUCAUCACUCUCAUAGCCGUGCACUCGGUUGCAGCAUGCCAUUGAACACUACCAGCUCAGCAGCAAACAGCAGAGACAUACAGUUAGAGACGAGCUGGUGAACAUAGUCAAGCAUUUAGCAGCUAAAAAGCCAAACAUUUCCCUCAGGAGUUGGCAGUGUCCAAGACCAGAGGUAAAAAGAGUGUAAUGGACUUCAUCAGGGGUCCAGAAACACGGCUCUAAAUUAAUGAUCUUGUUGCUCCAUGUUUGCUAACAAGUUUGGUAUAUCAACUUAAUUGAAAACUGGAGCAGGACAGUGAAGGUACCCAGAAAGUGAUCGCAAAUAAAAUCUAUCUUUUUUACCCGUUUUUACCCCUGAUACCUCUGGAGUUCUCUUGCAUUUAAGAGCAUUGUGAAGUCAUGAGAAAUUAGAUAAAUAGCUUCUUUUCUCAAGUUUGUGAGUAAAACUAAAGGAUUUUAACUUUCACCUGAGUCCACAAUUGAACUUUUGGAGUUUGAUAAAUACGGGCCCAAAUUUUAAUGGUUAAUUUGAGCAGAAUAUUCAGGUGAUUUGGGGUCAACAUCCUGCAGUUUUGACUGAUUUAAAAUAGCUUUCCCCUCAUGUGUCACCAGCUUCUCUUUAGAGGGACCACAUAGAUGUCUUAAUUCCUUAUGUUGCCCCUUUAUAUAUCAGUAUGUAUGUGUGAAUGCCCUGUGUGUGCAUGUAAGCAUACUGUGUGAAUGUGCAGUAAAGUGUGGACGAAUGAGUUCAAAUGUGCUGCCCCCUUAAUCAAAUAUCACUGUUACUUUGAGUCAAGACUUUGCUCAGUUUUAUCUGUGUGUGUGUGUGUGUGUGUGUGUGUGUGUGUGUGUAUCUGUUUCUGUGUGUACCUCUGUGUGUCUGUCUGUAUCGUGGAGUGGCUACUGGUGAUAUCCCAGUUUGAGAAACAGUUUCUCAGUGCUGUAGGAAACAAUUAGACCAACCUUGCUCCUGUAAAUGUCUCCCUCCAUAAAUAAUGUUUUUGUCAAUCAAUGCAAACUGUUUGUUGAAGUGUUGAAUGAUUGUGAAUUAGUUGCUGGACCACAUAAUACUGUCAAAAAUCUCCAAUAAAAACCCUGAGAUAAAUAAUGUAUGCUGAAUAUUAACUGUAAGCACAUACAGAGGCAGUUUAAUUUUAAAAAGUACGUUUGAAUAUUUUGUUUAAUUAUUGAACCUGUGGUCCUUCUGUUACCUGUUUUACUUUGCAUUGCUGCAGUUUUAUUCAAUAAUCAAUGCUGCCUGCCUCUAUCGUCGCAAAAGAUUUUCUGCAUUGUGAGAAAUCACUGAUUUAAAAGGCAAUGCUGAAUAACACGGUUAAACAUAUUGAUAUUUCAUGCAUUGGAUGCUCACAGCUGGGCUUCUUGUUUUGCACGCUCAAAAGUGGAUAUUUUACAAAACGUUCAGUGGCACGGUGGAACAGUGUGAACAUUAUGUAUUUUUUGUACUGUAGUAUAUACUGUACUUUUUACUGCUGAGCAAUAAAACAGAAAAAAAAACA
Molecule: messenger RNA, 4783 nt
Organism: Micropterus dolomieu (smallmouth bass)
Lineage: Eukaryota; Metazoa; Chordata; Actinopteri; Centrarchiformes; Centrarchidae
Gene: tmem108
Product: transmembrane protein 108
Exons: 5
Coding region: 521-2116 (531 amino acids)
Biological process (GO): postsynaptic density organization; dendrite extension; retrograde axonal transport
Cellular component (GO): endosome membrane; early endosome; axon
Source: RefSeq, a predicted model, not a curated record